Thrips palmi is the source of this 1390-nucleotide messenger RNA. Its product is annotated as kinesin-II 95 kDa subunit-like. Gene Ontology annotation, molecular function: microtubule motor activity; ATP binding; microtubule binding. Lineage: Eukaryota; Metazoa; Arthropoda; Insecta; Thysanoptera; Thripidae. The annotation marks the transcript as partial. The record is from RefSeq and is a predicted model, not a curated record. Gene Ontology annotation, biological process: microtubule-based movement. The transcript is spliced from 6 exons.
GGCUCCAGGGGCCAUGAACGCGAAGAGAAGCCGCGGGCCGCUGGGCCCGGCCAAGCAGGGCAUGCCUGGCGCCUUGCCCGGCAAGGUGGAGAGGGAGAGGGGCGAGAGCGUGCAGGUGGUGGUGCGGUGCCGGCCCAUGAGCCGCAAGGAGGAGGGCCAGGGCCACACGCAGAUCAUCGACAUGUGGCCGCAGCGGGGCAUCGUCCACAUCACCAAGCCGCGGAAGGCGCCGGGCCGGGCGUCGGCGCGCAUGUUCACCUUCGACUCGGUGUACGACUGGAACUCGAACCAAGACGACCUGUACGAGAACACGGUCAAGCCGCUGGUGUACUCGGUCCUGGACGGCUACAACGGCACCAUCUUCGCGUACGGCCAGACGGGCACGGGCAAGACGUACACCAUGCUGGGCAGCCAGCAGCAACAGGGCCAGGGUGCCAGAGAGAAGGGCAUCUCGUCCAAGUGUUUUGAGGACAUCUUCCGGCACAUCGCCUACACGAGCGACCGCACCAGUUACGUGGUGCGCGCCUCCUACUUCGAGAUCUACCAGGAGGAGACGCGCGACUUGCUGAGCCCCGAGCCGGGCCAGGGCCACGGCCAGGGCGACCGCAGGCAGUUCUCCCUGCUGUGGGGUGAGGACGCGGUGCGCGGCGUGUACGUCAAGGGGCUGCAGUCCGUCGUCUGCAAGAACAUCAAGGCCAUCGAGCGCGUGAUGCGCGUGGGCAACGUGAACCGCGCCACUGCGGCCACCAACAUGAACGAGCACAGCUCGCGCUCGCACGCCAUCUUCCAGAUCACCAUCGAGAUGCGGGACGCGGCGCGGCGCCCGGGCGUCAAGCCUGGCCAGGGCCCCCUGACGGCGCCAGUCCAGGGCAGCGGCUUCCGCAUGGGCAAGCUGAACCUGGUGGACUUGGCGGGCAGCGAGCGCCAGUGCAAGACCGGCGCGGUGGGCGACCGCCUCAAGGAGUCCAGCAAGAUCAACCUGUCCCUGUCCGCGCUGGGCAACGUCAUCUCGGCCCUCGUGGACGGCCGGGCCGGCCAGGGGCACCGCCACAUCCCGUACCGCGACUCCAAGCUGACGCAGCUGCUGCAAGACUCGCUCGGUGGCAACUCCAAGGCCAUCAUGAUCGCCAACAUCGGCCCCGCGAGCUACAACUACGACGAGAGCCUCAUGACGCUGCGGUACGCGAGUCGCGCCAAGCACAUCAAGAACAUGCCGACGCGCAACGUGAACGCGCUCGCCUCGCUGGGGGCACGGGUGGCACGGGGGCCGCGGUCGGCGCUCAGUCACUACAACGAGGAGAUGCGCGCCCUCAAGAAGCUCAUCAUGGCGGACAGGAUGGGCGGCAAGGCCGACCCGUGCAGCACCACGACGUCGUCGGCGGAGGACAGC